AAAGGCGCGCUAUCGAUACCUUCGUGGUACUCUGCAACACUCUGUCUUCGUCUUUGCCGAGUAAGUUUCUCUUCUCACUUGUCUCUCCGAUGCCAAUCUCCACCGAAUCUUCUACUCCCUCCUCCUCUUGCUUCAUCGAAUGCGCCACUCCGACGAUUCCGAGCGUUCAACUGGUGUCGAAAUCGGUGUCGGAUCGGCUUCUCGGCAAGUUCUUCGACGCCUCGCAAUUCGACUUCGAUUACGAACAGAGUAGCUUGUGGUCUCCGCCGAUUCCGCGGCGGGUUUUUUUGGAUUCUCCGCUCGAUGUUUGCUCCGGUUAUGAGGUACUCUCGAAGCUCGAGAAGGCGAAGACGGCAUGGAGGAAAUUCGUAAUAUGUUUUAGAGGAUUUUGGUGUUCUUGGAAUCCCUGAUUCGACCUAACAACUUUUGAGCAAUUCUCUCCCACUAUGCUACAAGGCCCGAUUGAGAACGAUUGAGGAAAAGAAAAAGAAGAGAAAUUAGGUUUUUCUUUUGAGCAUUCAGUUAAUUGUAUUCUUACCAUUGAAGAAAGAAAAGAAGAAGAAAUCAAAAUCCACUAAUCUUAUAUGAAUUUAAAUUACUUCCAUUUGUGAUAA
Molecule: messenger RNA, 614 nt
Organism: Cucurbita maxima (winter squash)
Lineage: Eukaryota; Viridiplantae; Streptophyta; Magnoliopsida; Cucurbitales; Cucurbitaceae
Exons: 2
Coding region: 90-410 (106 amino acids)
Source: RefSeq, a predicted model, not a curated record